GGAAUCGUCAGCAUGGCAACUCGAAAGCAGAAGAUUCUGGAAGAUCUGGAGGAAUUACAAGCUACUUGCAGGAAUGGCACAUUUCCUCAACUUGAACGAACUGACUUCAAUGACGACACGUUGAUCUUCGAGGUUCAAAAUGUGGGCGAAUUUACCGCCUGCUUAGCAGAUCCCUAUCCUUCAGGAGAGACAGAGGUUUACGGACCUGGUGAUUUCGAGUUCCGCUCGGCAGGGACGAUCUUAGACGUCAUUUUAGGUGUCCUCGAAGAGGUCGAUGAUCCCGAGUCGCCCAGUGGAGUGGAUGCCUCCUGCGCCUCCUGGAUCGUCUCGGAGAUGGCGCCUGAGGCCUCCUUGGAUCACGACGUGCGCGCGGCACAGAAGAUGCUGGGAGACUCCGCGGUGAUGCUGACGCAGCUGGGCAUAGAAUAUUGGCGCGUGCGGCUCUUGGUGAAGGUUCAGCACCAGAAUUUGAGCACGAGUGUAUGUUCGGCCUGGGGGCUAGAUCCCAGACUACCUCUUUGUGUAGAGCUUCGCUUGCCCACCUCUGGCUACACCUUCGAGUCAGUGGGCAGGUGUGUGGUGCAACGGAUUACACAAGAAGGAUUUGAGGACUUCGCACUCGAGUCUCAGUUGGUGCAAAUUCUUGGAGAUUUCUGCCAGCUGUGUCGGGAUGGCUCUUGGAAGAAUUGGUCACAAGAUUCUGUGGAGGUUCCCGAAACCGAUUCGGAAGAGAACCAACUCUACUACGAGUCCAAAAAGAAACGGCUGAUUGUAGACGCGAUGAACAACAAAAACUCUGGCUUCCUGGUGUGCUUAGCAAAUUACUUGCAGCUUCGAGUGCCAACCAUGCACGAGUUUUGUGCGAUCUGUGACAAGGCCUUUAAGCAACCACCCAUGAUGAUGAGGACUGUUUGUGCGGAGGAGCUUUGUACCUAUCAAUUUGGCGAGUUUGGCAGCAAAAUCACUACCGCUGAGUCCGUGAACCAUCCUUCCGAGAUUCUGGACUUGCUGGUGUGCAUGCUGACAGCUGCCGCAGAACAUUUGCGCCGGAAGGACAUUUUGGAUCCGUUCCCAUUGGUCCAACUCCCAGGUCAAGGCACCAUUCUUCAUCCACAGGAGAAGAACUUCGAGAGGCUGCUGCCCAUCGUGGCGGAGCUGUUUAAAGUGAGAUCCAUGUGGGGCAAAACCAUGGGAGCAUCCUGGGCCACACAGACCUCUGCAAUGUCUCCGGAAGCUGCAGCACUGCUAAAGUGGACCGUAUCUUCAAAUCGCUCAUACCUGGCCCCCUUGGAGGACAGCCAGCGCAUAGAGGCCUUCAGGACACCCUUCCAGUACUUGCUGCUUUCUGCUCCUCCCGAGAAGGAACAACGUUUUCAAGAGCUCAAGAAGCAGUUUGGCACUUCAUUUGCCUUCCAUGGCAGCUCAGCAGAGAAUUGGCACUCGAUUCUGCGGAAUGGUUUGAAGAACGCUUCCUAUACGAAGUUGAUGACUGCGGGAGCUGCCCAUGGUCCUGGUAUUUACCUGGCUACAGACAGCAAGAUAUCCUUUCAUUACACCCGUUCUCUAAAGAGAGCAGCAGAUCAGCCGGCGCCAUUGAAACGACAGCGAACGGGCAACCGCUUCGUGGACAACACCGGCGGCCUGGCGAUGAUGGCCAUUUGCGAGGUGAUCUCGGACCAAGAGAAGCUGAAGAAACCCAAGAACGGGAUUUGGGUGGCGACCACUGAAGAAUUGGUUUGCACCCGCUUCUUCCUGGUCUUCGAAACGGUUCCAGAGGAGAACGUGAAAAUUUCAGCUUUGGAACAGGACCUUCGCACCUUGGCUGAAAAAGUCCGAGUCUUCUAAGUGCGAGCUCUGCAGAUGCGCAAAAAGGAAUCACUGAAAAUCAGUCAGAAAAGGAAGCAGAACUUGAGCCAGAGCAAUGCUCGGCAUGUUCGGGCUUCGAGCAGAACACGAUCUCGUCAAAUUGUCGGAUCUCGAAAUGGAUUCUGGGGCUGUGGGCUCCGAUCGGCAGAGUGUACAGAGGAGCGCUGCGAGGGUUCCUUUCAAAGGAAAAA
Molecule: messenger RNA, 2057 nt
Organism: Cladocopium goreaui
Lineage: Eukaryota; Dinophyceae; Suessiales; Symbiodiniaceae
Source: the annotation of a GenBank genome assembly